Porites evermanni is the source of this 5585-nucleotide messenger RNA. Lineage: Eukaryota; Metazoa; Cnidaria; Anthozoa; Scleractinia; Poritidae. The record is from the annotation of a GenBank genome assembly.
AUGGCGGAUGAGAUGACUUUUUCUGCUCUUUCCGAAGAAGGCAAGAAAAAACUCGCAGACAACAGCAAAAUUGUGUCAGAAUUCAGGCAGAAAAAACUAGAAAAAGAAGCUCAGAAGAACUGGGAUCUAUUUUACAAGAGAAAUGCGACCAACUUUUUUAAAGACCGACACUGGACAACUGCAGAGUUUGAAGAACUUUUAAGCUUGUGUGAAAAGUCGGACAAUGAAGUAAGUGCGGGUUUCUAGCUAUCUUCAUCUUCUAGUUAUUAGCUGUUGAAAAAAGAAAAGUACCCCGAAAUCCGACCCAUCUUAAUUUUUUUUUUCAUACAGUCAGAGCAGAACUACAUCAAAAGGCACUCAAUUUUAAGCUUAAGUAUGUUGUACCAUUUAUUUAACAUAUCAUACCUGCCAAUCCCCGGAGUACAAAAAUCUGGAGACGUCUAGAAAUCUUUGUAUUGUAAGAAUGUCAUUUUCGACAAUGUCUGAAUACUCUCUAAAAAUCACCCAAAGGCCUUCUGAAUGUUCCCGACAUCGAUAACAGUGUGCAAAAACCGUACCAACUUUCUACCAUAUAUUGUGCAAUUUGAUUGGUUGAUUUCUGACCAAUUAUGAAACUUGUUAAAUAUGUAUCAAUUUAAUUUCUCUGUAUCGAGAACAGCUCAAAUAAGAGCUCUAAAUCCACUUCUUGUUUUAUUUUCCUUUUGACAUCUUGAAAAUAAUGAAAUUAAUGAAAAAAAUUUUGAAAAAGGCCAUGGUAGGUAUUUCCCAGGAGAUUUGGUGCUCUAACCGGGAGACCAGGAGCCUUGAUGAAAAACUUGGAGACUCCUGGGAAAACCGGGAGCAUUGGCAGGUAUGACAUAUACACCAGCCAUUUUAAACCGUGGCCAUGUGCAUGUAUUUACUUUAAAUGCCAGUGAAAGCCGAAGGACUCUCCAGUCCUUGAAGCCAAAGUGAGCUAGUGAACAGUUUCAACUCUCCCACCACAACAAGUCCAGCAUGUGUAACUAGCAGGAUUCAUAGUGUGUUUUUUCAGAUUGUUUUGAAUAACCCAAAAAAACCCUAAUUAAAUCAAGCUACCCAAAUAAAUACUUGCCAAAUUUUCCAACCCUAAAAAAUCCCGGAAUCGAAAAUUUCCAACCUAAAAAAAUCCUUUGAUCACUCCCAGCACUUGAAAUCCAGAGCACCCCAUGGUGGGUCACUGAAAAAUGGAUUAGUUUAAAGCUUCACAGUAAUGUUAUUUAUAAAAAAAGCCACUAUUAUCUGUUUGUUAUUUUUUAACUAUCAAGACUGUAUGUUUUGAACCAAGACAGGUCAUCAGAGAGUUUUACUUGAAGCAGGAUGUGGUGUAGGGAAUCUUUGCUAUCCACUGUUGGAGGAAAUUCCAAAUGUCUUUAUUCAUGCAUGCGACUUCUCGCAACGGGCUGUUCAGUUUGUAAAAGUAAGUUUAAAUUCUCUUGACUGAUAAUCUCAAACUCAGAAAACUGUAAGACCAGUUAGCAAGCUCUCCCGAAUAUAUUCAAAUUCCAGAGAUGCAGUUGCAAGCUCUCCUUCCUUUUCCCGCCCAGCUGCCAGAGUGCCCCCAGAGAGCUUGCUGGCAGGCUACAGUCACUGUAGAGACCAGCACAUGCAAAGAAACCACAAAAAACAACUGUUUCACCAAAAACAAUUCUGGAAUGUUACUGUGUCACAAGGGAGAAGCUAAUCAGACAUGAGAUAUAGUGAUGCUUAAAAGUAUGUUGGCAGUCUUCCAUGUCUCCAUCCUCAAGACUGGGGACUGGAUUUUUAAUUCUUGAGUUUAAACCAUGGUACCGUGUAUAUUUCUUUUGCCCACUAAAAUUGUUUAGACACUGUCCACAAAUAAAUAAAUUAUGAGGUAAUUUCAGAGAACAGAACAAAAACAAAAUUUGUAUAUUUUAAUAUUUUUGACCAAUUUGAAACAUGGCAAAAAUAAUUAGUAAUAUUUAUUUUAUAAUAAACUAUUAAUCUGGUAUCUCAAAGGAACAUGCUGCCUUCAGUGAAGAUAAAGUGAAUGCUUUUCAGUGCGAUUUAACAAGUGAUAAUCUACUCUCACAUGUACCAGAAUGUAGUGUGGACAUUGCAACUUUAGUCUUUGUGCUUUCCGCUGUUCAUCCUGACAAAAUGUUGGCUGUCCUUCAAAAUAUCAUACAGGUUUGUGUGUAUUUUUGCCUAGUUAAUUCAUUUUUCUUAACAGACAGAUUUUCAGCUGUUUUGUCUUUGGUCAUCCCUGUUUUGAUCACACAUGGGGGACGGGUUGCUUGAAGCAUGACCAAAGGGAGUGUGACUGGUGACAGAAAGGAGGCUUCCCAUCAUCCCUUAUGCUCCCAUUAACCAUGCUUCUUUCAUAUUAAUAGGAGACUAAAACCAAACUGGUGACAAUUAGUCAGGAUUUUCAGAAUACCUGUGAGGUCUAAAAACAUGUUCCAAAUAAAUACAUGUACAGUGUAUCCUUUAAGGGCUUGGUGACUGAGUUUUAAACCUACAUUUUGUUAAAGUGUUGUUUUUCCAAAUCAAAUCAAAUCAAAUCCUUUAUUCAGACACGUAAAACCCAGGAGCAUCAAAGUUCUCGUUAAAACGUGUACGUGUGUAAAUGAUGGCCUUACAGCACUUUCUCAUUUAACUUGUAGUGACACAGUAGACUGCUUUUCUCUACGUGAUUCUAGUAUGUGUAUACUCAUGAAGAUUGUAAGAACUGGUGCUGAGGAAUUUAUAGACUCAGUUGAUUUUAUUCAGAACCUGUGUGCGGUCAAGGAAUAUAAUUGGCACAGCACCCCUAAAUAGUUAGUCCAAUCUGGCCCAUCAACAAUCAAUCAAUCAAUUAAUCAAUCAAUCUUUAUUCUCCUAAGAUAAAAGGACAUAUCUUAAGUUACAAGAGAUAAAAAUACAUAAGACAUACUGUAUACAAAUAAUAGAAAGAUCAAAGAUUGUAUCUAAAAAUAAGCCUAUUUGCAAAAACAUUCUUAAAUGUAUCGGUCUUUAUAUUCGGGUGAUGAGCAGUUUUGUUUCUGAGUAGAUACUUUGUUUCUUUCUUCUUCAAAAUGAUGUUACUGAGCGGGCAAUUGGGAUCCACUGAACAUACCUUGAAAAGCUUCUUAUCUGUCUUUUCUAAACGCUCUCAAAUGUCCAUUCUCUUAGAUGGUCAAAGUUACUCAAAAAAUCAUCAUAAAUUUUGAUUUGAAUGGCAAAUUAGCAUCAAAAUGUUUUUCACUAUCCCUUUGUUACUUCUUCUUUUGUUGUGGAGUACAGUGGUGAUUCAAGACUUUCAGGUAUGGGGUGGGGCUGCUAUUCCAGGCCCUUGAGAUUAGGGGGACACUCUGGAAUGUAAUGUUUUGGCCCUGCAAGCCUUGAUUUGAUUGGUCUAAAACUUAAGGACAAGGAGGGGGGCACCCUUCCCCAGAUCUGUCACUGGCAUAUACUGUUGGACCUAUUUAAUGUAUUUAUUUGUUUGAGAUGAGAACAAAAUACUCAGGAUUUCAUGGUUUUGUGUUUCUAUCAGAUUCUCAAGCCAGGGGGAUUGCUUUUUUUUCGUGAUUAUGGCCUUUAUGAUCACGCCAUGCUGAGAUUUAAUCCUAGAAAUAAACUGUCAGAUAAUUUUUACGUCAGGCAAGAUGGGACUAGAGCAUACUACUUUUCAAAAGGUAGGCUUCAGUACAUUAAUUACAGGAAAAAAGUUAAUUGUGUUUAUUUGCACAGUUAUUAUUUUACAUAUUUGCUUUUCUAGUAAAUAGCCAAUAAGUGUGCAUGUGUUGGUUAUGAGAUGACUAUGAACUGUCUUGCACCCAACUAGCAGAUUACUAGCAGUGUAAUUAAAAAAUUAAUAAGCAAGAAAUUAUCAUAAAUUUUGCUUAGAAUGGUUUGUCAUCACUUGGAUAAUAUUUUCUUAUGGCCCGUACACUGUGGUUGCUGAGACAAAAUUCCAAAAUUCCAAAAUUCCAAAAUUUUGGAAAUGCAUCCAUCAAUAACCCAGAGUCUAAUAAUAAUAAUUAUUAUUAGAAUUAUUCUUCACCUGUCCCAGGGUUGUCAUUUAAGGUUGGAGGGCAGGGAUUUUCCCCAGAUAGUCUACCCCCAGCUACUUUUAUAGAAAACAAAAUGAAAAUGGAGCCAAAACAGCCUCUUGGCUGUUCAUUGUAGAUACUUUCAAUAUUGUUUGGUGGGGAUGUACUACUGGGACCUCAGAACGUAUAGCCUAUACCAGACCUACUGGUAGUUCAUGUGAACAUUGUUACCAUAUCCUUUGACUAAAUUUCCAAAACCCUGUCCUAUCAUGGAGUCGCUAUUUUUAAGACACUACGGAGGUGGACACUUUCUUUGCUAUUAAAUUGAGUUGGGGGUAAAUUUAGGUUUGGCAAUAUAUUUUAUAUUGUUGAGUGUUUAUUUCUGGUUUCCCUAGACUAAUCAACCCGUUGACCAGUUUCCUGGAAAAUGAUACUCUAUUCUAGACCCCAACUCUUUGAUUUCUAUACCCUGUCCCAGACUAAACAGUCAGAUACAGACAUACACUGUUUACAGCUAGCCAUUAUGACACCUGAAGGAGGAUGAUGAGGUCAGCCCUAUAUUAAGAUCUCUCCUUACAGAAAACCCACCCAGCCUAGUAAAGGUUGACCACACCACCAGGAUCUAGGUCCCCUACUCUUUUUGAACAGUGGUGUGGGUACUUUUACAUCCCACAGGAACCAGUUUAGUAAAAGUGCUGUGAGAUGGGACCUAUGGUUUUUCGUCCUUAUCCGAGAAGACUAGAAAGUCUAACUGUUUCCAGAUGCCAUUAAAAAGGCAGCAUUUUCUUCUCAGUCAUUUUAAAGAUCCUGAGUGUUGGUCUGACCAGGGUUUAAAUCGGCAAUCUCUUGCUCAACAAACCAGCCCUCUUUCAACUGAGCAAACCAAGUGGCAGUCAGCUUGAAAAACCAUACCCUUCACUACUACACAUACCUAGUAUAUAGCCUGUAUAUGGCGGUACUCCCCUCCCUGGUCAAUUCCCUGUCAACUUAUUGCAUAUAGCCAGCAACCUGAUAUCUUAGCGACAGCUGUGCUGUCCUUAUUGAUAUGAAAUUUUCCCUGGAAUUUACAGAUCUUGUUGAGACAUUAUUUCACCAAGCUGGAUUUCAAACACUGGAAAAUGAUUAUGCUUACAGGAGAACUGUCAAUAAAAAAGAAGGAAUUGAUGUUCCAAGAAUAUUUGUGCAAGCAAAAUUUGUGAAGCCUGUUUAACUUUUACAAUGCAUGUCUGGAGGAAGUGAGUAUCAGGAAAUGACCAUGACAUUAGUGGGGCCAGUUGAUGGGUAUCCUGUGGACAAGACUGAUGGGUACGUCUAUCUGUUUGGGGAGCAGGAUUCGAAAAAAGGCCUGUCCAUUCCUCCAGGACAAGUAGAUUUUCUUGCUGGGAUUUUUUUUCAAACUCACUUGCCUAAUGCGCAAGGGUUCAGGCAGAUCACCUUAUAAAUAAAUCAUUAACUACAGAAAAGCAGGUAAUGGUCCAGAACAGCAAAAGGUGAGAGCUGCUUGACUACGUGCUUGACUGUCGCCACGCACGUGCGCACCUGAUCAUGAAAACGAUUCGAGAGAAAAAAUAU